AUGAGGAUAGUUGAAAAAGACUACGAAACAAAUGUAUCCAGAAUAAUAUGUACCGAGAAUGGUGUGAUUUUAAUUGAUAAUCAUUUUGAAAAAGGGAAGAAAUAUACGGUAUGUGAAGAGAGUAAUUGUAUUAUAAGUGAAAGCAAAAGAAGAACAGAACUGAAUUUUCCGUCAGAAGUGACUGCGAAGAAUCAUACAAUUAGAUGGAAAAAGUUUGAAAAUAAAGUGGAAAUUGUAAAAGAACAAAUUUGUCAAGCAAGAGAUUAUUGUGAAAAAAUAACAUGUAAGUUUUGUAUGGAUGCAAUAUAUUUCCCACAAUGCCAACCGUUACUAGUUAGCAUAAUUUUGAUAAUUGUCAUAAUAAUGUGUUUAUGGAUGAUUUAUCUGGGAACAACAACAUUAUGUGAAAUGUGGAAAAAGAGAGCUAGAAAAGAGCAUAGUAGAGUGAAGUUUAAUAAGAAAGACGAAAAAAUUGAAAUUGAAAACAAGAAAAGAAGGAAAUCGUCUAAUACAAGUGAAACAGGAAGUUGGAGAAAUUUUAGACCAUCAACAUUUAGAAAUGUGCCAAUAAUUCUUAUUAUGUUACUAGCAAAAAAUUGUUAUGCGUGCGAUCAAAAUAUACCGAUUUCUCAUGAACAAAGAGUAAAUGGAAAAAUAAGUAGUAUUCAAGACAUAUUUUUUUCACCAAUAAAUAAAGAAGUAUGUAUGAAUAUCAAAUAUAAUAAUACUCCUAUUGUGGAUUAUAAAAUAAUAAAUAAAGGUGCAACACAUGAGUGUGAAAAAGGAGAAAUUGUUUUUACAAGAAAUUCAAUUGUUAAAACACAAGCAUAUAAACAUUGUGCAACAGCAGGACAAUGUGCAAUUAAUGCAUGCGAAGGAAUAACAAGAGACACAAAAAUUGAAGAAUUACAAAUUGCAAAUCAAUAUGUAGGUGAAACGCAUUGUGCACAAAGUUGUGGAGGAAUAUUAUGUGGAUGUGGAUUACCAAUGUCAGGAUGUUUAUUCUAUAGAAAUUAUGCAAUUUUUAACCAGUCAGAAUAUAUUGAAAUGUUUCAAUGUGAGUCAUGGUCAACAGAAGUGGACAUAACUAUCGUGUAUACAAAAAAUGGAGAUACAUUUGAAAUUGACAUAAAAUUAAGAGAAGGAUUUACACAUGAAAUGAAAUAUGAUGAUGGCGGAAGCUUGAAUAUAACAUUAGUAUCUAAUGAAAAUGACGAACUAAUUAAUGUGUUUUCAACGUGGUUUCUAAAAACAAAAGAACAAAUUGUAAGAUCAAAAAAGUUAGAGAAUUUAGCAGUAUAUUGUAAUGAGAAAGGCGAAUGUGAAUAUAAUGAAACAUGUCAAUGUACAAAUUCAGAUGAUGAUGCAGAUUGUGAAUGUAAAAACCCAAAUAUACAAAAAGUGUUAGAUAAAGAGGAUAAUAAAAUUCCUAGUAUUAACCAAUUAUAUGAACUCAGGAAUAAGGAGAAUUUUGACCCUUAUAUAAUUGAUUUAAGAAACAAAAUACAUUUACAAGUAGUGACAUCAGAAAAAGUAGACGUUGACAUGAUUGUUGGAACUGGAGAUUUUGAAAUAAGUAAAGUUUCAAAUGUAACUGGAUGUUUUAGUUGUAAGAAAGGAGCGGAAGUGAACAUGACAUGUAAAGCAGAAGAAACUAUUACAGUAAUUAUGUCAUGUGGGAAAUUUGAAUCAAUAAUCCAAUGUGAGAAAAGUGAGAAACAAAAUAAUAUUCGAUUUUUCACAAGUGAAAAGAGUAUGAACGAGACAUGCGAGGUAAUAUCAACUAGUAAAUCGCAUAAGGUAGUGCUGAAAGGAAAUUUGCAAUACAUUCCAUCAGAAGAUGAACCAGAUAAAGAUCAUCACGAAAGAGAAGGAGGAGAGCCAUAUAGUCCAAAACAUGAUGGAACGGAAGAAAACGAAUCAUGGUGGAAAAAAUUAGAGAACAUUGCAAAAAAUUUGCCAACAAUUUGUGGAUCGGCAAUAAGUAUAUUUAGUGUGGCCUUAAUGCUAAGACAUUUAGUACCAUGGUUGGUAAGAUGUUGCAUUUAA
This is a messenger RNA of Caenorhabditis angaria, 2049 nucleotides long. Lineage: Eukaryota; Metazoa; Nematoda; Chromadorea; Rhabditida; Rhabditidae. The record is from the annotation of a GenBank genome assembly.